AUGGCGAUCGAAGGGUUAUUAGACUACGGUGCCUUUGGAGAGGCUUUCAUAUACAAAUGGUCGAUGGAUCCACUAAAUCCAGUCGUCGUUGUGGAUAAUACCUAUAAUAUUGAUUCGAGCGAUGUACAAUUGCUACUUCGUAUCAAUCAUAAGAAUGUUAUCAAAUUUGCUGAAAUUAUCGAUGGUUUUAUGAUGCUGGAAUAUGCGGACUGUGGAUCACUGAAACAACUUCUGCAUGGCGACGAGCAGAGGGAAUAUUCUUUGAGAAAUGCCCUCGAUUGGAUGCAUCAGGCAGCAAAGGGUCUGAAGUACCUGCACUCCUGCAUUUAUGCAACAACGACGUACUACAGGUUGACACCAAAAUUUUUGAUGUUAACGAACAACUAUCGCUACUUAAAGGUUAUUGUACUUCCCAGUAAAUGUCAAAAUUUGUCACCGACGAUAACCGAAAGGAUAAUGGAAAAAAUCGAUUUAACAGAGAGGAGUGAUAUGUACAGCAUAGGAACUACCAUUUGGGAAUUAUUAACACGUAAAAAACUCUUUUAUAACACGGCGUAUACAUCGCACGAUAUAUUUGAGGCAGUCUUGAGAGGAGAACAUCCGCCAAUAAGCGAUAUCAAAAUAUCAAUCGAUGACUGUUUCAAGAGAUUAAUUGAAAGUUGUUGGAACGCAAAUCCAGAUGAGAGACCGACUAUUCAAGAGCUCAUAUCUACACUGGAUGGCAUUCUCAAAGAAGAAAUUAACGCGGACCUCGACCAAGUAUUGAAGGCUAAUACCGGAGCAAUUAUUGACUUUGCUGAUAUCGAGAUUUGCAAGCAAAUCAGGGAAGAUCGGUUUGGUGUGUCCCACAAAGCAAUGUGGCUAGGUAAAGAGAAAACAGUUACAAAAUUCAAGGACUCCACCCAAGCGUGGACUGAACAUCAACCCUUUCUAGAGCAAAUAAGAAAGAAUAUUAAGUUAAACAAUGAAUACCUUGUAAAUAUAUAUGGCAUCUCAAUAGGCAAGGAAGACACUUACUUAAUAUCAGAUUACUCAGAUUGCGGAUCUUUGCACGAUUUUAUGUAUGAUAGGGAACAGAGGAAGUAUUCAGUAAAUAGCGCAAUUAAAUGGAUGAUGGAUGCUGCCGAGGGCAUUUGUCUACUUAACAGAAAAAGGCAAACAAAUAUGUUUCUGAACUACAUCUUAACGCCGUAUAAUAUGAUCUUGUUUAACAACUUCAAGAGAUUGAAGAUUAGUGAUUAUUGCAGUCCUUUUGAAGCUUCAAAUGUUGUAGAUUCCACUGCAGAAAUAGCGUAUAUAGCACCAGAGGUAUUUCGACAAAAUCAAUAUAGCGAGACGAGUGAUGUAUAUAGCCUUGGCAUUAUCUUGUGGGAGGUGCUCGCUCGGAAGAAGCCUUACUAUGAGUUAAUCAAUGUGCAUCCACAUAAUUUAGUGAAAAUGAUUAAAGUUACAGGUAUGCGUCCGGCUUUGAGUGAUAUAAAAAAGUUGGAGCUUGACUCAAUAGAAGAAUUUAUCGAAACUUGUUGGCAUCAGGAUCAACUAAAACGUCCAGAUCCAGAUCUUUGGUUUAAUUAUCUUGAUAGCCACUGCUCACAAAUUAACGCUACUAAGUUUAUACAAUCUUACGAAGACGUUAACUAUCAGGAUAUCGAAUUGAUUGAGACCAUUGGCAGUGGCAGUUUCGGCCUAGUCUAUAGAGCGAAAUGGUGUGAAAUGGUUGUCGCUGUCAAAGAAUGCAAAAGCAUAGCAACGACAAAUUUCGAACAGGAGAUCAAACAGCUGGCCCGUACUAACAAUCAGAAUAUUGUAAAAUUAUAUGGUAGUUGUUUUCACGAAAACUGCGCAUACUUAGUCAUGGAUUAUGCAGAGUGUGGAUCCCUCUAUAACUACUUGCACGGAGACGAACAAAAGGAGUAUACAAUGGCCAGAGCUCUAGACUGGAUGAUUCAGUGUGUUCAGGGUAUUCAGCACUUGCACUCCAUGACACCGAAACCGAUGCUUCAUCGUGACCUAAAGACUCCAAAUCUUCUACUAACCGACAAUAACAGAAUAUUGAAAAUUGCUGAUUUCGGCACUGCGACGGAUCUGAGAACUCUGAUGACGAGUGAGAUUGGCACUGUAGCUUAUAUGGCCCCAGAGGUUCUGAUAGGAAAAAACUAUACGGAGAAGUGCGACAUUUAUAGCUUUGGGAUUGUUCUCUGGGAGGUGAUGGCGCGCAGAAAGCCAUUUCAUCACUUGAAGAAUCGAAGUACACCGGCAUUGAUAAUGCAAACAUUUAAAGGUGAACGUCCAUUAGUAGGUGCUUUAAUACCGAAUUGCGAGGAAUUAAAAACUCUGAUUGUAAACUGUUGGCAUCAGGAACCGGAGGAGCGGCCCAUUUAAUAGAAACAAGUAAGAAAGCUCUAGUCG
This is a messenger RNA of Drosophila hydei, 2409 nucleotides long. Its product is annotated as dual specificity protein kinase zak2-like. The transcript is spliced from 14 exons. The record is from RefSeq and is a predicted model, not a curated record. Bases 1 to 2382 code for a protein of 793 amino acids. Gene Ontology annotation, biological process: JNK cascade; positive regulation of canonical NF-kappaB signal transduction; protein phosphorylation. Gene Ontology annotation, molecular function: ATP binding; magnesium ion binding; MAP kinase kinase kinase activity. Lineage: Eukaryota; Metazoa; Arthropoda; Insecta; Diptera; Drosophilidae.